AUGACGGUUGAUGGAGGGCCAGAUGAAAAUCCGCGUUAUCAAAAAGUCAUAGGGUUUGCUAUACAACAUUUUAAACGACAUGAUCUCGAUGCAUUGUUUAUAGCUACCAAUGCUCCUGGAAGGAGUGCGUAUAACAGAGUAGAGCGAAGAAUGGCUCCUCUGAGUCGGGAACUGGCUGGUUUAAUACUGCCUCAUGACCAUUUUGGGUCUCAUUUGGAUGAACGUGGCAUUACAAUUGAUGAACAAUUAGAAAGAUAUAAUUUCGAAUUUGCAGGAAAUGUAUUAGCUGAAGUAUGGAGUUCAAUGGAAAUUGAUGGCUAUAAUGUUACUGCAAAAUAUGUUGAGGCUGAUGAACAAGAUGUUCCUGAAUUUCCAGACAUUAAAUGGUACUCAGAACAUGUGCGUGAAAGCCAAUACUUGCUUCAAAUUGUAAAAUGUAAAAAUACAGAAUGCUGUCGUCCAAGAAGUGGCCUAUUCAGAUUACUAGACAACAGGUUUCUUCCACCACCUGCAAAAGUAAAACAAACAGUUGAUGACUUGGUUUUGGAUGAAGGAGGACAAUUUCUUGAUCUUCCAGUCAAUUUAGCUCUACGCUUGAGUACUACCCUCAAAGAUUUUUUUGACGAUCCAGCCGAUCAAAUUUUAUAUAAACAUUAUUUAAAAGUUCGUAAUGGAUAUUUAUUAGUGGGUCCAAAUAAAAUUCUAUUACCAACUGGCUACGAAACUUACGCGGAUCGCAUUAAAAACUUCCAAAUACAACCGGAUGAUGUAUGGAUUACUGGCUACCAAAAAUCUGGAACAAAUUGGUUACAAGAAUUAGUAUGGUGUAUUGGAAAUAACUUACAUUUUGAGAAAACUAUCACAUUAUUCCAACGAUUUCCAACAUUGGAAGCAUCAAUGUAUUUCGAUACAAAUAAAAUGGAUUUAUCGCAAUUACCGCAACAUUUAAUCGAUUCAUUCGCAUAUUGUGAUCAUUUAAAAUCGCCACGAUUUAUUAAAACACAUUUACCGUACUGUUUAUUACCGGAUGAAAUUCAUACGAAAAAGCCGAAGAUGAUUUACAUUGCUCGAAAUCCACGUGAUAUAUGUGCGUCGUAUUUUAACAAUGCAAAGUUAUUCGAAUUCUUUUCGGGCGAUUUAAAUGAUAUAGUUAAAUUAUUCGUUAAUGAUAAAUUAAUGUUUGCCCCGUAUGUGAAACAUGUAGAAGAAUUUUGGAAUGCUUCGAAAUUGGAACCAGAUCGUAUACUAUUUUUACGGUAUGAAAAUUUAAAAUUACAUACACGUGAUGUUAUUAAACAAGUUGGUGAAUUUAUGGAGAAACCAUUAACCGAGGAAAAUAUCGAUCGCCUAGAAAAACAUAUUGAUUUUGAAGAAAUGAAAAAUAAUUUAGCUGUAAAUCGUCGUGCUAUCAAAUUUUUAAAUGUACAUCCUGAUUCACAUUUUAUACGUAAAGGUGCAAUUAAUUCGUAUAAAAAUGAAUUAUCAGAUGAAUCGAUUAAAAUGUUAGAUGAAUGGGUUGAGAAAAAUAUUGUUGGUACCGAAUUAGAAUUUUUAAUUCAAUGA
Molecule: messenger RNA, 1563 nt
Organism: Chrysoperla carnea
Lineage: Eukaryota; Metazoa; Arthropoda; Insecta; Neuroptera; Chrysopidae
Product: luciferin sulfotransferase-like
Exons: 2
Coding region: 1-1563 (520 amino acids)
Molecular function (GO): sulfotransferase activity
Source: RefSeq, a predicted model, not a curated record